AUGAAUCAAUCAAUGAUAAAUUGGAAAAAUGAAAUCGAUAAAUGCUUCCUCAAUUUAGAUUAAUAAGUUGAAGCAUCUUACAAUAGGAUUGAAGAAGCCAUAUCCAGUAAUUUUAACUUUCCCUCCACUCUUAGAGAAACAACCAAAUUUAAUAUACCAUUGCUUCCAAAUGUGAAAUUUGAGUUAAUAAAAAGAAAUAUUGAAUUCCUUUCACCAAUAGAAAAAGCUAUCAAAAUAAAGCUAAAAACUCCACCUAAAGAUGAAGAUAAAUAUGACUGGAAAGAAGAUUUAUACGAAAUCCUAACAGCUUCAAACAAGAUUGAACUAAAAGUAAUUCCUUAACUUUUGGAAUAAUUUAAGAUUGAAAAAGUAAUAGAUUCUUUAAAAUUUCUUAAAAACCAAACCAACUUCAAAUAUCUUGUUUAACUUCUCACCAACCUACAUGAACAUGAUUUUAAUAAAACGAAUUAUUCAUCAGAUGAUAAAAAAGAAAUAAGAAAGGAGUUAAUAAUAAAAAUUUCCAAUCAAUUAAACAUAAUUGAACUAUUAAAAUUUUUAAUCCAUCUUACUGCUAUAGAUAAUCAAUUCAUCUAAUGUGGUUCGAAUUGCCUUAUGUUAUUAGUUGAAAUGAAAGUUGAUUUGAAGGGAGAAAAUUUUGAGAAUAUUAGGAUAAAAGACACUAACUUAAUUGGAGCUAAUUUUGUUAGAUGUAAUUUUAGUGGAUCUGAAUUUAAUAAUGUUAAUAUAAAUGGAAUGAAUUUGAAUUAAGCAUAAUUAUUUAACUGCAAAUGGUAAAACAUAAAGAUAGAUGAAUUAAUUUAAUUGAAGGGUCACACGAAUUC
Molecule: messenger RNA, 842 nt
Organism: Paramecium octaurelia
Lineage: Eukaryota; Ciliophora; Oligohymenophorea; Peniculida; Parameciidae
Source: the annotation of a GenBank genome assembly